AUGAGUUCAAGUCCUCCUGUUGCGGACUUAUCUCGCAGAGAAGGAAUAAAUUCAAUUAACAUGCCGGGAGAGCCCGGCGGGUUGGAGCUUGGCCUAGGUGGAAUUGUUCCAGGUAACGAGCCAAGAGACCUCGGCGCCUUGAUACCAGACCAAAGUGGAAUUAUUCCAGGUAACGAGCCAAGAGAUCUCGGCGUCUUAGUGCCAGACCAAGGUGAAAUUGUUCCAUUUGACGUGCCAAGGGAGCUUGACGUCGUGGCGCCAGGUCAAGAUAAAAAUCAUCCAGUUCAAGUAGAGCUCGCCAGUGUGAGCGGGUCCCUUCAGAACAGCAUUAAUCCUUUUUACAAGGACUGGGAUAAUGAUAUCAACGAAUUGAUUUGGGUGUCAAAUUUAGAGGCUUGGAACCGAGGACUCGAUGCUGAAGCCUAUCAAGCUUUGUGCCAGGCAACACUUACUAUCGGUUUGGCGUUCUUAAACUCAAUUAGUAAACAUGAAAAGGGUGAAAGUAUUAAAUUACACUUGAUGCUCAAAAUGAGGGAUGGGGAACUGGGUGCCUGGUCAACGCAACCAAAAACAUGGGUUGUUACUGCUUAUGCAUUGAGAUAUAACCUCUAUGUUUACCGUGACUGGACUUUGCAAGAUUGGUUACCUGGCGCUCCAGAAGCCGCCAACGAUGGCUUCCAGAAAUUUACCGAAAAAUUGUUUGAACUACUCGACGGUCGGCUAGAAGGCAUGGUCAAAAUGUAUCAGGUAGAUUUCCAGGGUGCCUGGUUGGUGUUUGCAAUUAGACUCACAUAUGCGUUCCCAAAAGUUAGAAGAGCCUUUCAUUGGUUCGCCAGUGGUUUUUCUUUAUCAGUGGUUUGCGCUAUUGCCACUUUCACAAUGAACUUCACUAAAUUCGUGGAGAACGACUUGACCAAAUGGAUGUGGGUCUUUAUCGGCCUUCUGGUAAUUUUUUUUGUUCUCAGUGUCAUGGCUUGCGCUAACGGUCUGUGGAUCUACAGAAUCGCCACGGUGUGCUCGUCUAAACAGAAGAAAGAUAAACGCGAUAUCAAUUUGGCAAUCGCCACAGAAUCUAAACAGCAAUGGAUCCAUGAAAUUUUCGACACAAAUUCUACGUGGGCCUUCUGGAGGCACUUUAACCUCUACACGCGCAAUCACCCAAGGCCCACGGUCUUCUUAAGGACUCCAGGGGCUCCUCACGGUGUUAUCUAUGGAGCGGUUGUGUUAGGGCGUCUUCCACAGUACUGCACCUGGAAUAAUGGAUUUGAGAUUGAGGAUGAUCCUGCCGAUAAAGGUGCGGAUGAGGAAGCUGCUGGUCAGAAUCCUUAA
Molecule: messenger RNA, 1329 nt
Organism: Australozyma saopauloensis
Lineage: Eukaryota; Fungi; Ascomycota; Pichiomycetes; Serinales; Metschnikowiaceae
Exons: 1
Coding region: 1-1329 (442 amino acids)
Source: RefSeq, a predicted model, not a curated record